GAGAAACCGAGCCGCCGUCGCGUUUACAACACAUCCACACACCCCCAUAGGGUGUGUAUAGUGUGUGUAGGCAGGAGAAAGCGCCGUGUUAGGAGUCCUUCGACUUUAUAGAACUGGACGGUGGGCCGCGUUAAUGGAAAGAGAGAGAAGGAAGGAAGGGGAGUCGCUGGACCGAACAGAUAUGUGGCCUAUACAGCACAUUUGAACAAUCCACCCUCGUCCUUUUGCGACAGAAGCCGACUUCGUUAGGUGGCAUAGUCGUCCGCAGCGAGCGCACCAUUCGUCGGUGUCACUGCUGAGCAUCUUAACAGACUGAUCGCGUUCAACGCGGUGUACAACGGAGCCGUGUUGAUCUACUGCUGCUGCUGCUCUUAUCUGCAUUUCUGGUUUGAACCACGUUUUAUCCUCACCAAGCAGAUUACCUCUUCGACCCAGGCUUCAGCGCUGUUUUAUGGUAUGUCUUGUGUUCGUUUACUGCAACUGAAAAUUGUCUCUCAGACAAAAUCCGGAGGACUGCAGUGAAUACGGCUACGGCAAGACUGGGAGCGGUUGCAUCGGGACACAUUUUGGUUUUUGACGGUAGCUGUGGACUGUUACAAGACUGUGGAUCACUGUCAGUUGAAUCAUAGAGCAUCUUCUGAGACAGUUUAAUCUUUGGUCGGAAUAUUUACAUUUUGCUGAUGGCUGCAUUUUCAUGACACUAUUGCAGCAAGGAGUAAAACCAGUAUAUCUAUUUUGUGCUUUAUGCAGCUCAGCUAAAAUGUAAACUCGCUGUUUUAUUUAUUCCCACAAUUCCUUAUUCAUUAUUAAUUAGGAUAAACACAAGGCCUUAUUGCGGUAUUCUAUCAAAAUGCCGGCCGGAAUGAAGCCUCUUGAAAAGUUUUUAAAGAAACAGACCAACGCGCUGACUCGGGCUGGUGGCUUUGGGGAUAAGGCAACUGGCACAGGGGCUUCGCGGCGGCGAGCCAGUCUGUCCCGUGUGGUGCCAUUUUUCAGGGAGACCUCUCCCGAAAGCGGCCCGGCCCGCGAGGUGUUCAGCCCCGAAAGCGAAGAGGCGCCGUGUUGGCCCUCUGCCACUGCGGACAUCAGGAGCCCAUCUCUGUCCAGCGAUGAACAGAGCUCUGAGGCGAGUUUGGACACGAGUUGGACCCCACUCCCCGCUGACACUCCGGAGAAUCUUGCGCUGGCGCUUCUGGAUAGUGUGGCGGGAAAGCGAUUUGGCAACUGCACAGAAAUCCUCCUAGAUGACUUCAUGUUGACGCACCCUAUCUUCUUGGCAUCUGACAAGUUUCAGCAGGUCUUGCUUCAGCAGUUUGGAACAGAGGCCAGGCAGGGUGAAGGCUGGCCCAGCUGGGACGGCGCAGAAAGGAAACAGGCUGUGCUCAGCGUGGCCUUCCGCUACCUGGACACGUACAGAGAACUACUCCAGGAGGAGGGCGAUGGCUGCAACAGCUUCCCGAAGGACCUGUACCUGUGUGCUGUGCAAGACCUCAGCCGUUUCCCAGAGCUGGUGGAGGACGUCCUGAAGCUCCAGCGCUGGACCGAGAUCCUCCACAACCCGGCGGAGGAGGACAAGGACUGCCGAAGGAAGCAAGUGCGUCCUCUCUUCCGCCACUUCCGACGCAUAGACGCCUGCCUGCAACCUCGCGAGGCCUUCCGCGGCUCUGACGAGAUCUUCUGCAGGGUGUACACGCCGGACCACUCAUACGUGACCAUCCGCAGCCGUCUGUCGUGUCGCGUGGGUGAGAUCCUGGCCCUGGUGCGUGAGAAGCUGCAGUACAGUGAGGAGCAGCCCACCCAGCCAGCCAACCUCAUCCUGGUGGCCGUCACCUCGUCUGGAGAGAAGGCUGUGUUCCGCCCCAGUGACGAGGCUGUCUUCACCACCCUGGGAGUCAACACCCACCUGUUUGCAUGUGAGCCUUCGGAACUGGAGAGCCUGAUGCCCCUGCCUGAAGAGAUCCACUGGUCACCGGGCGACAGCAAGCUCCAUGACAUGAGUGCAGAGGAAGUAGCCAAUCAGCUGGUGGUGUUUGACUGGGAGCUGUUCAGCUGUGUGCAUGAGGUGGAGUUUGUGAGUUAUGUGUUCCACGGGGAGGAGGCUCGAUGGCGCCCCCUCAACCUGGAGCUGGUAUUGCAGCGGUGCAGCGAGGUACAACACUGGGUUGCCACGGAGAUCCUGCAGUGCCAGUCGCUGCCAAAGAGGGUACAGCUACUGCGCAAGUUCAUCAAGAUUGCAGCUCUGUGUAAGCAGCAGCAGGACCUGCUGUCUUUUCUUGCCGUUGUUCUGGGGCUGGACAACCCUGCAGUUAGCCGCCUACGCCUUACCUGGGAGGGCUUGCCAGGAAAGUUCCGCAAGCAGUUCCAGCAGUUUGAGAGCAUUGCGGACCCCUCCAGGAACCACAAGUCAUACAGGGACCUGUUAGCCAGUCUGAGGGCCCCGCUCAUCCCAUUUACCCCACUGCUGCUCAAAGACCUGACCUUCCUUCAUGAGAGCUGUAAGACGUUCCAUGGGGAACUGGUUAAUUUUGAAAAGAUGCAUAAAGUGGCGGAGAUGGUGCGCAGCAUCAGGCGAUACAGGAGCGCUCAGCUAGUUAUGGAAGCUGAGCCCUCCCCCUCUCACCUCCAGACGAAGGCAUACGUGCGGCAGUUGCAGGUCAUCGACAAUCAGAAUCUGCUUUUCGAAAUGUCCUGCAAGCUGGAGCCCUAAGACGUGAUGGGCCAUGAUCAUCUCUCUUAACAUACCUACCAAGCCACUCCCUUCCUCUGCAUAAACCCCAGCCAGAAAUGCACUUUGGCCAGUGUGCAAGUUCCUUAUAGUCUGUCUCUUCUGCUCCAUCACUGCUGGACGUCUGGAUUGACUCAUGUUAAUGGAGCAGAUGGAGCUGGUCACAAAAAAUGACAGGAACUCUUGCUGUGUGAGCCUCAAUGUUCAGGAUGCUACGGAAUGCUCAAACAGAGCUAAAUGUCACAGUACACGACUAUCCACAUCUAAAAUGUAUAUGGAGACCUGUCAUGCUCUAUUAAUAAUCUGUCUGUGUGCAGCGUUCCAGUUGUUCUGCCACUGAAUAUAGCCUUUAUGUUAGUGUGAAGGAAGCUUUCCAUAAGACGCACCUCAUGCCGAUGGGCUGCGUUUGCUCUCACCUUUACCUUCGUGGAAUUUUUUUGGUUUGUAUCUUUUGCUUUUCAUCAUGUUGGCGAAGUCUGUCCAGUCUGCACUGCCAUCUGCUGAACUGAACUGAGUGUGAUCCGAGCGGAUCGGGUCAUCCGAGCGGAUCACACUGCUUGUGCUCGGGCAUUUCCUUCAGAUGUUAUAGAGACGCGGGUCCUGUUUUCACUUCACCUCUUACCUCACACUAAAGACCCGCUGAAAUAUUUGACAAUCUGACCUCUCGGACUCGAACCUCUCCCCCUUUCUCCCUCCCCUCUAUUCUCCCCAAUCAACACAGGCACUUACUGGAUUACACCCCUUGGGCAGCAGCAUUCAGCUCUGCUCAGAACAUCCUCCCAGCUGGUUUUUCAAAGCAGAGGUCUAACCCCAAGGCCUGCUCCUUCGAGGGCCGGCCUCAGCCCACCCCCAAGCCAGUUUCAGCCCUUCCCCAGGCCCUAAGCUGCUCAGCCUCCCUGUUUGUGCACAACAUGUUAAUGCUGCAAGACAUCCGCACAGAUAUGGGAUGGCAGAUUCUUCAGGAGAACCCGUUUAACACACGACAGGCUCUAAUUUCUGUUCAGCAUUCAUCUUCAGAUCUCCACUUCUAGCCUAUGAGAAGCAUUGAAAAUAUUGUUUUCCAAUUUUGGUUUGUUUCAAGUUUUAAAAAAACACUGUAUUAACCAAACUAUUAAUGGCAAACAAAGAGCAAACUGAUUAAUUAUCAGUUAAUAUACAGACACAGAAGUAACUAAUUAAUCGGUUAAACUAUUGGGUUACACACUACUACUUUUAGACUAGGAGUUGACCGAACUGCAGCAGUAAACAGUGUUCUCAAUUACAGAUCGUCAGGUCAUUUCCCUCCACAAAUCCUAAGCUGAACCAUCAUAAGCUAUAAGGCAACCCUAAACUUAGACAGGCCGCUGUGACCCGCCCCAUAUGAGAUGGAGCCAUACGGAACCCGACCCUCUCAGGAUUUCUUCCUGGGUCAAAGACCUUUGCAGAGGCCUGUCUGCAAGGCCUUGGUGUACAUAGUUGAUGUAAAUAGCUAAAUAAAUAUGAAGACUCUAUUUUAUGUAUGAGCUAUGAGAUGGACACUCAAGGAGAAUAUUUGUUUUGUAAAUCUGAGGAAACAAAACUGUACAUUUUAAAAGUGAAGAUUGAGACUGAGUCUACUGUCCGCAAUGGAAUAAUUGUACAACUUCUUGGUUUUGUUGCAUUGCGGUUUUGAUUUUGUUCCUGUUCGUAGUGGAUGACGUGUAUAUAUUCUGGUUUUGUUGCAUUUCCUUGGUUUUGUUCAAUAUUUGCGACUGAUAAAUUGUACAGCAUGUAUUUGGUUUAGUUGGAUUUUGUUUUUAGUUUUUUAAAAGCGGGUAUUCUCUGGGUGUUGUUUUUGGUUUUUGUACAGAAGUCCGUGUUUACAGUGCGCUCCUCUGAAACGCAGACAUGUCCAAUAAGGUGAGAGGAAGGUGUGGCAGGGGGAGGCACUGCACCACCUUCAUCUCCACCUAAGACAAAAACGCAUCUCAAAUAAAGCCUCUUCUGAUGAA
This is a messenger RNA of Electrophorus electricus (electric eel), 4695 nucleotides long. NCBI's taxonomy places the organism in Eukaryota, Metazoa, Chordata, Actinopteri, Gymnotiformes, Gymnotidae. The record is from RefSeq and is a predicted model, not a curated record.